GUUACAGUAGUGAGACAGGGGUUUAUUUUUCAAUCUAAAGUUUUUCUCUUUCUCUCUCAAAUAAAACAUCUGAAACUCAAAAUACAUCUUUAAGAAUUGCUUAAGAAUCAUGUUGGAAGACAGUGGAUCUUGUUUUCAUCUGGAACCUUUUUUUCUUUUCAUUAUUUUAAAUUGAUUUUCAACAGAUGUGGAAGCCACAUCUGUUGGGUUGGUUCUUAAGUCACUAGGCGAAGAGAGAGAUGAAUCUACUCAGGACUGACACUUGGAGAAACAACAGCGCGUCUUCCUUGCUUAUCAAAUUCAGUUUUCUUUGUCUGUUUAGUCACAACUGUUGCAGAGCUAGUGCUGUUUGGACUGCUUUCAUGAACAUAUCCUUUCACGUUGGGAAUCGCAUGUUGUCAGAGUUAGGGGAGUCUGGAGUAUUUGGAAGAAACUCCGCGUUGAAGAGGGUGACAGGAGUUAUAGUACCACCAGAGGGAAAAAUCCAAAAUGCAUGUAAUCCCAAUACCAGUUUCAGCCGAGCAAAGAACUCAAACUCCUGGCUUGCACUUAUUGAACGGGGAGGUUGUACCUUCACGCAGAAAAUUAAGGUGGCAACAGAGAAAGGAGCCAGUGGAGUGAUCAUCUACAACUUUCCAGGAACUGGCAACCAGGUGUUUCCCAUGUCUCAUCAGGCAUUUGAAGGCAUUGUCGUGGUUAUGAUUGGUAACUUAAAAGGCAUGGAAAUUUUACAGUUAAUUCAGAAGGGAGUUUACAUUACAGUUAUGGUGGAGGUGGGGAGAAAACACAUCAUCUGGAUGAAUCACUAUUUUGUCUCUUUUGUGAUUGUCACAACUGCUACCUUAGCAUAUUUCAUCUUUUACCAUAUUCGGAGACUUUGGGUAGCAAGGAUUCAGAACAGGAGAUGGCAACGAUUAACAGCAGAUCUCAAGAAAGCAUUUGGCCAGCUCCAAGUUAGGGUAUUAAAAGAAGGAGAUGAGGAAAUCAAUCCAAACGGAGAUAGCUGUGUAGUUUGCUUUGAGCCUUACAAGGCUAAUGAUACAAUUCGUAUUCUGACUUGUAAACAUUUUUUCCACAAGAAUUGCAUUGACCCCUGGAUUUUAGCCCAUGGCACAUGCCCCAUGUGCAAGUGUGACAUUCUUAAAGCAUUAGGGAUUCAAGUGGAUGUUGAAGAUGGGAGAGAAUCUUUGCAAGUUCUAAUGUCCAAUGAAUUGCCUGAAACCUUAUCACCUGUUAUGGAGGAGACAAAUACUGAUCAUCCUCCUGAAAGAAGCUCAAAUAAAGUACUGCAUGUAGAAGAGAACCUUCCUUCACAGAGCAAUGACAGUCAGCCUAACUCAGUAGUGCAAGAUGUUCAUCCUUCACCUUGACCGCUUGACCUCUGAGGAAGUGGAUUAAACCUGUUUGUCAAAUCAGGUCUAAAUACUGACAAGCA
Messenger RNA from Otolemur garnettii (small-eared galago), 1435 nucleotides. RefSeq names its product ring finger protein 133 (gene RNF133). Lineage: Eukaryota; Metazoa; Chordata; Mammalia; Primates; Galagidae. The record is from RefSeq and is a predicted model, not a curated record. The transcript has a single exon. Bases 240 to 1370 code for a protein of 376 amino acids.